UUUCGCUCGAGUCUCGCCGUCCUUCUCCGCCAACCACUCCAAAAACACCUCCCAGAAAAGCACAUGCGGAGCGCGCACCUGUGACAUCGGGCAACCCUUCUCCACGUGUAGAGCUCCGCCCCGGCUAUCCUGUGGCGAGAAUGGCCUUCUCCAUGUCCGGCCCGGCCGCCUCCAAUGCGCAGGCCAGGCAAGCGGCCGACCUUGACGAAAUAAGCACCGAACUUCUCGGCUUCAGCGCAUUAGGUGGAGCGAAGAAGCUCAAGCUACUCCCUACGCCAUGGCCCGCCGACGCCCUCCCUCCCUCGACAUCGUCCCUGCUGGCUGUCGCGUCGCAAAAGGGCCUCCUCGCCGCAGCUGGCCCUGAAUCGCUCGUCGUCGCAUCGACUGAUGCCGUGCGGGCCGCGCUACACUCCAAGGACCAGGCGCAAGAUGGAAUCAUCAACUUCGAACCGCAGCUCACGAUCCCCGGGCCCCGGCUAUCCCAAGUCGCGUUUACUUCCGACGACCAACACCUGGUGUUAUCAGCAGAGAGCGGAGGUGGCCUGGCGAUACACGACGUCGCGGCCCUCUUGAAUGGCAAAACGGAAUCUACUUUCCAGUUGGCAACAGAGGGCAUGGCGGUUCGGUCACUCAACCCGAAUCCAGCCCCAGAGCAUGCUGAAUUUAUUGCCGUCGUGUUGACUGGUGGUCAAUUGAUGCUGGCCAAUCUCAAAGAGAGGAGUUUUGUCAAGCCAAACAACAACGCAGUUCUCAAGAGCGGGGUCAGUUGCGUGUCGUGGAGCAAUAAGGGAAAGCAGAUGAUUGCUGGUCUAGGCGACGGCACCGCCUUUCAACUCAAGCCGGACGGCUCGGCGCAGGCGGUCGUCCCUAGGCCUCCUCAACUGGAAGGCGAUCAGCACGUGUCCGCCAUAUUUUGGCUGGCUAACGAUGACUUCUUGAUUGUGCACACGCCAACGCAGUUUGAAGCUGACACGGCUCCUGAUUCGACGUUCCAUUUCGUACAUCGCGACAAAGGCUCGCAGAACUAUAGCUUCCAGAAGCUCGUUGACCCGGCUCCUCCCUUCGGCUUGAACCGUUCCCCUCCCCAUCAUUUCAUGGCGCGGCUUCGGAACUGGAAGCCUAGCAUGGAUGACAUGCUCAUGAUUUCGUCAACCGCCGGCGUAGAUGUCGGCGUGGUUACACGCUCCUCGGUGCCGUUAUCUAGCGAUCAACCGAUUACAAAUGUGUACACAACCACGUCCAUAGGCGUAGAUUCCCGGCGCGCACAAAUGCCGUCCAGCAUUGGAGAAGACGUGAUGGACACCUCGCCCAUCGGACUUGCUAUUGACCUUUCCAGCAAAGACAAAGUGUGGAAACCCAUUCAAGGCAGCGAUGUCGAGUGGUCCCCGACCCCCCUUCCACAACUCGUGGUGUUGAACAACGAAGGUUUCUUAGUCUCUUGGUGGGUCGUCUACAAUGCUUCCAUCGAACAGAAUACUGGCUAUGAUGGCCUUGUUACCGUUGGCGGAGGCCAAGCGGCACAGCAAGCUCAGCCUGCCGCACCAACCCCCUUUGGUGGAAGGUCGUCAACCUCCGGGGCCGCACCAGCCUUUGGCUCGUCUGGUUUUGGUGCUUCAGGUACAAGUGCUUUUGGCAGUUCUUCGGCGCUCGGCGGCAGCAAGUCUCCAUGGCAGUCGGCAAGUACUGGUAGCGCCGGUGGAGCUCCAGCUUUUGGCAAACAAUCUUUUGGCACUCCUUCUGCACCUGGGGCAUUUGGACAGCCUGCAUUCGGUAGUGCAUCGAAGCCUGGCGCAACGUUUGGUGCUCCUGGAGGGCUUGGUUCUAAAGGCUCCGUAUGGGGCGCUCCUUCGACUGCUACUUCCCAGCUGACCAAGCCGAGUUCUCCCUUUGGCGGAACAGCAGCGGCUCAGUCCCCAUUUGCGACGUUGGCACAAAAUACCAACAACACCGCUGGUGGAGGAUUCUCUGCCUUUGGCAAACCCUCUACAGCUUCACCAUUUGCUAAUGCUCAGAACAAGCCUGGACAAUCCGCAUUUGGAAAUCCGGCUUUUGGUUCGAACAAUGCUCCAACUCAGAGUUUCGGUGGGUCCUCCGCACCGAGCUUUGCUUCAACAGUGUCGCUGAACUCUUCUGUAGGCGGUUCCACGGUCAAGUCCUUCGGCGCGCCGCAAAACACGAAUCUUUUCGGUCAGAAGGCAGCUCAGCCACAAACAGAGGAAUCCGAAAUGGCCGAUACAGAUGAUCCCCGCAGUCCGAAAGGAGCACAAAAGUCCAACAUAUUCGGCGACUUUAAGCUUGGAACUACGUUCGCAAAAGACGGAACAUCCAAUGACGAUCUCCCUAAGCCCGCGAAUCCCUCUGGCAGCUUUGGUUUGGGUCAAUCUUUCGGCCAAGUUCUGGAUGCGGCGCAGAAUGAAUCAACGGGGCCGAAACCUCCGACUAAGCCCGAAAACCCCUUCGGACAAACCCAAUCUCUCGGUCAAGUUCUGGAAACAGCGAAUAAGGAAUCAUCGGGGCCCAACCCUUCCGCUAAGCCCGAAAACCCCUUCGCACAGGCGUCAAGCAAGCCCGAGAUAACGUCGCCCACGCCAGCUGCCAAGACUCCUAACACGAGCGGAAGUUUGUUUGACAAUCUAGGCAAACAAGGAAAGUCAGGAUCAUCUCUGUUCGGUAAUAUUGGCAACAAGCCGGCUACGAAUGGCGCUGCUCCAACCUUAAAUCCCGAGAAACCCAAGCCAAAGUCUCCGUCGCCACAGCCGAAAGAAGAGGAUGCACCUCUACCACCCGAUUUUACGGCACCCAAGCCCAAGAAGAGUCAGGAUUCGAAAGCAGAAGAUGCGCCGGAGGACGCGCCAUUGCCGCCGGAUUUCACAAAGAAGGCCAAGGAGCCUGAAAGCAAGGACACAGACGACCUACCACCCAUUGCAGGAAGCCCUCCCGUGGAAGUCGAAAAGCCCGAGUCUCCCUCGCCGUCAGAAAACUCUGCAGACAAGGAAGGUGCAAGCUCGCCUACUGCAGCACCCCUCCCUCCUGAUCUCCGCAAGCCAGCCAAUGCCUUCAGUUUCCCUUCAGCCCCGGACACCACGAAGCCAUCUGCGCCACCUAAGCCUCCUAGCCCCUCUAGGUCACCAACACGCCCGGCUGCCCGUGUUGAUUUUGGGGCUUCCACCACCCCAUUUGGUGCUCCUAAGACGCAACCACCUGUCCCUGUUUUCCCACCCAACAAAAAUGAGGAUACGCUUCGUUCGCCGAGCCCAGUCCGCACUGCGUCGGCCUCUGUCCCUGCUACUGGCCCAAGGCGCGAGGCAAUGAAGAUUCCGCCUGCACCGCCGGUCACUCGUGCCACUUCGCGGCCCGCGGCACCAGAGCCCGAUUCCAUCCUCCAGGAUUUACCUGAUGACGAGGAAGCAGAACAGACCCGUAACACCCUCGCAUCCUCUCCGACCGCUACCAAAACGCUCAAGGAGUUUUACGUACAUCAGGACUAUGCAGGACCUUCUGGUCCUACCAGCAUUGCCGGCAGUAUUGAGCAGUUAUACCGCGACAUGCAGAGCAUGGUUGAUACUGUGGGCCUGAACGCACACCACCUCGCUGGGUUCAUCAAAGGUCAUAUGGAAAACGAGGGGCAAGAACGGCAGCGCUCUGACCUUGAAGUCGAUGUGGACGAUCCAGAUGCUGAGGGGAGCUGGUGCCUUGCGGAAAUUGACGAUCUUGAGAUUGUGGAGAACAAUUUGGAAAACUCAUUGGAUCGGGGACGACUUUCCGAUGUUCAAGGGAAGAUUCGCGACCUGAUCCGAUUGUCCAAGGAUGUGUCCCAGCUCCGGAAGCGCCUGCAGGAUGUUCGGAAGGCCAUUGAAGCCCGGAAAGACCCAGCGAAGCUUGCACAAACGCGUGGCACACCGCUUUCCGAAGAACAAUCUGCCCAGCAGCUCACACUUCGUGGUUCCUUCGCUGACACUCAGAAACUGCUGACGGCGGCCGAGGAGGCUAUUGUAUUGCUGAAGACUCGCAUGUCGUCGGCGGAGGCGAAUCGUGGCAGCCCUAACACGCCCACUGCCGAGGCGGUAGAGAAGACGAUCGCCAAAAUGACCGCCAUGAUUGAAAAGAAGUCUGGCGAUCUCGACGUGUUGGAGACGCAGAUGCGCAAGCUGCGUCUUCUCGGCAAUUCCGGCUACGGCUUCGACUACGACGAAGAGGAAGACGACGACAUCGCCGCAGGACUGACGUCGCUGAACCUCCGCAGCAGCCUCGGUCCCAGGAGCAGGGAGGGCAGCCCCGCGUUCGCGACGCCGCCGACUACGAGGACGAAGAUGCUCAACUACGGCACGCCCGGCACUGGCCGGAGCAAUCGGAGCAGCAGGGGCUACGGACUGUUCUACACGCCGGACGGCAAGAGCAGUCCCGCGCCGUUCAGGAGCAGUUUCAACGGUUCCAUGACAGGCCCCAUCCCAGCAAGCAGCCUCGGCGAGGAGAUUACCAAGGAGGAUGUCAGGACAUACAAGGCCAAGCAGGCGAAACGCAGCAUUGUGGCUGAGAAGCUGAGAGAGGCGGCUGCGCGGAGGGGCGGGCCGAGGGUCACGAAAAUCGGCCCUUGAAGCGUGAGUUGGAACAUCCGAGCGACGUGCGAGCAAGGGGAGACAUUUGGCAGGGUUGACAGAAAGGGGAUAGGAGGGGUAUUGGAUAGGUGGAGCGAUGGUGUCAGCAAGUGCUUGUAGGAUAUCACAGUCGGCGCUUGGGGCGGUAGCUAGUGUAGCUAGGCCAGGUGAACUAAUGCAUCACAUUUGGUGCGACUUUUACGGCAUG
This is a messenger RNA of Aplosporella prunicola CBS 121167, 4803 nucleotides long. RefSeq lists its product as uncharacterized. The coding region runs from base 141 to 4595 and encodes 1484 amino acids. The transcript is spliced from 3 exons. Gene Ontology annotation, cellular component: nuclear pore. NCBI's taxonomy places the organism in Eukaryota, Fungi, Ascomycota, Dothideomycetes, Botryosphaeriales, Aplosporellaceae. Gene Ontology annotation, molecular function: structural constituent of nuclear pore; protein binding. The record is from RefSeq and is a predicted model, not a curated record. Gene Ontology annotation, biological process: protein import into nucleus; RNA export from nucleus.